Dacryopinax primogenitus is the source of this 1038-nucleotide messenger RNA. RefSeq lists its product as uncharacterized. The record is from RefSeq and is a predicted model, not a curated record. The transcript has 2 exons. The coding region runs from base 508 to 927 and encodes 139 amino acids. Lineage: Eukaryota; Fungi; Basidiomycota; Dacrymycetes; Dacrymycetales; Dacrymycetaceae.
GCUAUACGUUCCCCCGCCCUGCAGCAGCGUGGAGGUCAUUCGCCCGAACUGACUUCCCCACUUUUCCCUCAGGGUCUUCGGCGCGGGGAACGCCGGAGCCGAGCAUUGGGUCGGACUUGCCGACCGAGCCAGGUGCAUCAGGAUUCGUCUGAAUCGGCCAAUGGCUCUCGACCGAGGCGCAAGUCGGAGUCGGUUCGGAAUUACCCAAACGAGCUGAACAAGGAGAAAUUACUAAUCCAACAUUCCCACGGGUGAAAUUGGCACAGCCCCAGCCUCUCCCCCCCGGGUGCACCCGCGCCGGUGCCACCGGCUUCGUUCAUGUGACGUCACGGAUCACGAGCGUGGUGUUCGAUGUACCGUUCUGGGUCUGUAGCCUUGUGGCUUGCAGAGGGUACUUAAAGCGCUUGGAAGGUGCAGGGUCUGCCUCCCAAGACUCCUUAAUCGUUGUCGACCACCUACACCAACAUCGAGUAUUCAAGUUCGAAGAACCGGAAUUUGGAAAGAAGAAUGUCGUCAAACGAGCGCGAGGACAAGCAGCCCUGGGCGCGUGAGUCGGCGGGUUUGAGCGAGAGUGGGUACGAGAUGCCUGAGGAGAUCAAGGAGAGUAUCAAGAAGAGUUUCCAGCAUGCAACGCAGGCUGCGUCCAACUUCUUCCACCACGCCGCCCCGAGCUCGGGCAACUACACAAGUUCCCAACCCUCCCAUGUCGACGCCUCGAUCGACAAGACCAUCGGGGACGUGCGUUCCACCAUCGGGGAAGCGCUUGGUGCUGAAAGUGUGCAAGCUGCGGGUGAGGCACAGGCCGCUAGGGGCGACGCGCAGGAUACUAUGGCGCGUUUGAGGGAGAAUCUAGAGCAUACGGCGGACCAGAUGCAGGGCCGGGAUCCGGCUUUGGGCCAGAGGCCGAAUCCGUGGAGGGCGGAAUGAGUGCGGUGAGGAAGUGAGGAACGACAGUGUUAUGGCUCGGAAAGGUGUAAAGAAGGCUGCAACAUUGUACUCUAGUUAAAGAACAACGAGGAAAGCGAUGCAUUCUACCAC